Molecule: messenger RNA, 713 nt
Organism: Brassica oleracea var. oleracea
Lineage: Eukaryota; Viridiplantae; Streptophyta; Magnoliopsida; Brassicales; Brassicaceae
Product: putative cell wall protein
Exons: 1
Coding region: 77-520 (147 amino acids)
Source: RefSeq, a predicted model, not a curated record
CACCUUCCCUCCACAAGACCAAACAACCACACUACCUUCCCCGAGUUUUCUCACUACAAUUUAAAAAAAAAAACAAAUGGCUUCGUCCCUGCUAACACUCGCAGCAGCAGCAGUCACUGUCAUGAUUCUUAGCCUACUGCUUGGACCUGCAGAGCAAGUUAGCGGACUGCGUCAUAUUCCCAAGUCCCAUAAGACCACUGAUGUCAAACACCCUGAGUUUCUUGUCACCAUUGAGCCCAAACCAACUAUUCUCAUCCCCGGUGUUGGAAGGUUCUUGCUUCCUCCCAAAUGUAAGAAACCAUUCUACCCAUACAAUCCCGUCACUGGAGCUCCCCUUACUGGCGGGUCUAUCGGUGGUCAAAUCCCAUCAUUUGGUGGUGGACAAGGAGGCGGAGCUCGCACCCAGCUCCCUGGUGGCGAUGAUACCCUUGUCCCAAACCCCGGAUUUGAAACUCCAACCCCGGCCACUGGAGCUGGCGCUGGAAACAACGGCCAAGUUCCUCCGGUGCCACUACCCUGAUUUCUUUUUCAAUAUCUGUCAACAAAUAAGCAUUUCUUUAAUGCAAAAGUGUCUAUUUGAGUCUUACCUUCUGGUUUACUAGCCGUCACCUUAAGAGUCAUAUGUUUGUCAUCUCUCUCUUUCUUUUUGGAAGAGAGAAUCUUGUGUCUUAUGCCGUCAGAAGAAAUCUAAAGCAUUUGUUUACAUGCCAUUA